UUAGAAAAAGGGGGUGUAGCCGACAGACCACGCAGCCCCCGACCGCCUCUCCUUGGCCUUCCCUCUGGAGAGGGAGCAAAGGAAGACGGCGCUCUUGAUGGAGGGAGACCCCUCCACUUCUCCUUCUUUUCAUUCAACGGGGAAAGAUGAAGGCUACUUGGGCCGGGCGUUAUCCCGCCAAGGAAGGACGGAAGGAAGCAGGUAGGGCUUUUCUCUCCCAGGUGGAGCACCGCUCAGGGCCGGGAGAACCACUGCUUUCCUUCCUUCUCGGUUGUCCCGCAGGAAUAUGAGGAAAGAUAGGAGCAGCUGCCGACUCUUCGCAGCUCUCCUUAGUCUCAGGAGGUUCUGGGCUGGAUAAGCUGGAGGCGUUGCCUUUUGACUCCUCGUGGAGCGAAGAUUUUGCCAGCCAAGCUUCCUGAUUGGUGGCUUUUUUAUUUUUUUCCUUCCAAAGAAACAUACCAGAGCUUUCUUUCCCUGCUAACAAACUUGCCAGGCUCCUCCGCCCGGCCAACUGCGCCGGCUAGAAAUAGGCACUCCAAGGGAAAUAAAAGCCGCUGAAAGAGAAUCUGAGACCGGCCGCAACCUGACGCUUUUCCCCGUUUAUUGGAUGAGUCGUUUAGCUCCGCCUCUCAAGAUGGAACGAUUCGUGGUCCGGCGGCCGUGAUUCCGCUUUCUCUUAGGUUGGCGUGGCCUGCCAGUCAUUUUGAAGGACGGGCUGUUCUUUCUCCAUUGGUCCUGCCCCUUUUCUCCCUCCUCCCCCUCCGCGCCUAUUGAUAUUAUUGGAGUGUGGAGCGAACGGUCGGUCUGCAGUCGGAGACUCGCAGGCAGCAAAUACGGAGAGCAAAAAAAGCAAGCAGGGAAAGCGAAGCGCUGCGUAAGAGCACUGCAAAUUAAAACACAUCGCAGCAGAAGCCCUUAGAUACGCACCGAGCAGCAGCAGCAGCAGCAGUAGUAGGAGCAGCCGCGGGGGCAGCAGAACCAACGCCAAGCGCAGUCUCUCUGAAUGUAUAUGCAUAUCAUUAGAUUUAUUUAAAUAUCUCCAGCUCAUGCAUCAUGGUUUUUCAAACUAGGCUCCCUUCUUGGAUUAUUUUGUGUAACAUCUGGCUGCUUCAGAGUGCACACAUGGGGGAGGCACAGUCUGCAAAAGAAGUAAUAUUGCUGGAUUCUAAAGCACAACAGACAGAGUUGGAAUGGAUUUCUUCUCCUCCCAAUGGGUGGGAAGAAAUUAGCGGACUGGAUGAAAACUACACGCCUAUACGAACAUACCAGGUAUGCCAAGUCAUGGAACCCAACCAAAAUAACUGGCUAAGGACUAAUUGGAUCACGAAAGGCAAUGCACAAAGGAUUUUUGUAGAACUAAAAUUCACUCUGAGGGAUUGUAAUAGCCUUCCUGGAGUCCUGGGGACAUGUAAAGAAACGUUCAACUUGCAUUAUUAUGAAACAGACUAUGACACUGGAAGGAGUAUCAGAGAAAGCCAGUAUGUAAAAAUAGACACUAUUGCAGCUGAUGAAAGCUUUACCCAAGGUGACCUUGGGGAGAGAAAAAUGAAACUUAAUACAGAAGUGAGAGAGAUCGGACCUCUGUCCAAGAAAGGAUUCUACCUUGCAUUUCAGGAUGUAGGGGCUUGCAUUGCUCUGGUUUCUGUCAAAGUGUACUAUAAGAAGUGCUGGUCCAUUAUUGAGAACUUAGCGAUUUUUCCAGACACAGUAACUGGGUCAGAGUUCUCCUCCUUAGUUGAGGUCCGAGGAACUUGCGUCAGUAGUGCGGAAGAAGAAGCCGAAAACUCCCCUAGAAUGCAUUGUAGUGCAGAGGGAGAAUGGUUAGUCCCAAUUGGGAAGUGUAUCUGCAAAGCUGGCUUCCAGCAAAAAGGAGACACAUGUGAACCCUGUGGACGUGGAUUCUAUAAGUCAUCUUCACAAGAUCUGCAGUGUUCCCGCUGCCCAAUGCACAGUUUUUCAGACAGGGAAGGAUCUUCGCGAUGUGAUUGUGAAGACAGCUAUUACAGAGCACCUACUGACCCACCCUAUGUUGCAUGCACAAGACCGCCAUCUGCACCACAGAACCUUAUUUUCAAUAUUAACCAAACUACAGUGAGUUUGGAGUGGAGCCCUCCUGCUGAUAAUGGAGGAAGGAAUGACGUGACCUACAGGGUAUUAUGCAAGAGGUGCAGCUGGGAACAGGGUGAAUGUGUUCCCUGUGGGAGCAAUGUUGGAUAUAUGCCCCAGCAAACUGGAUUAGCAGACAACUAUGUCACCGUCAUGGACCUGUUAGCUCAUGCUAACUAUACUUUUGAAGUUGAAGCUUUAAAUGGUGUCUCUGACUUAAGCCGUUCCCAGAGGCUUUUUGCAGCUGUUACCGUUACCACUGGUCAAGCAGCUCCCUCGCAAGUUAGUGGUGUAAUGAAAGAAAAAGUGCUGCAAAGGAGUGUGGAGCUUUCCUGGCAGGAACCUGAGCAUCCCAAUGGAGUCAUCACAGAAUAUGAAAUCAAGUAUUAUGAGAAAGACCAAAGGGAGAGAACUUAUUCAACAGUGAAAACCAGAGCCACUUCUGCUUCGGUUAAUAAUCUGAAACCAGGAACUGUAUAUGUUUUCCAGAUUCGUGCUUUUACUGCUGCUGGCUAUGGAAAUUAUAGCCCUAGAUUAGAUGUUGCUACACUAGAAGAAGCCACAGCCACUGCCGUAUCCAGUGAACAAAAUCCUGUAAUCAUAAUAGCUGUGGUAGCUGUGGCAGGCACAAUCAUCCUGGUUUUCAUGGUGUUUGGCUUCAUCAUUGGGCGAAGACACUGUGGCUAUAGCAAAGCUGACCAAGAAGGAGAUGAAGAACUUUACUUUCAUUUUAAAUUUCCAGGCACCAAAACCUACAUUGACCCUGAAACCUACGAGGAUCCCAAUAGAGCAGUCCAUCAAUUCGCCAAGGAGUUAGAUGCGUCCUGUAUUAAAAUAGAGCGUGUGAUUGGUUCAGGAGAGUUUGGCGAAGUAUGCAGCGGUCGUCUAAAGCUUCCAGGCAAAAGAGAUGUUGCAGUGGCCAUUAAAACCUUAAAAGUGGGCUAUACUGAAAAACAAAGAAGGGAUUUUCUUUGUGAGGCAAGCAUCAUGGGACAGUUUGACCACCCCAAUGUUGUUCAUUUGGAAGGAGUUGUUACCAGAGGAAAACCAGUAAUGAUUGUAAUAGAAUACAUGGAGAAUGGAGCACUGGAUGCAUUUCUCAGGAAACACGAUGGGCAGUUUACAGUAAUUCAGCUGGUUGGGAUGUUGAGAGGAAUUGCUGCUGGAAUGAGAUACUUGGCAGAUAUGGGAUACGUACACAGGGACCUAGCAGCACGCAAUAUUCUGGUCAAUAGCAAUCUUGUUUGCAAAGUAUCGGACUUUGGUCUAUCCAGAGUUAUAGAAGAUGAUCCUGAAGCUGUCUACACCACAACUGGUGGCAAAAUUCCAGUAAGAUGGACAGGUCCAGAAGCCAUACAGUACCGGAAAUUUACAUCAGCAAGUGAUGUAUGGAGUUAUGGAAUAGUCAUGUGGGAGGUGAUGUCUUAUGGAGAGAGGCCUUACUGGGACAUGUCAAAUCAAGAUGUUAUAAAAGCAAUUGAAGAAGGGUAUCGUUUGCCAGCACCCAUGGAUUGCCCAGCAGGCCUUCACCAGCUGAUGCUAGACUGCUGGCAGAAAGAACGUGCAGAAAGGCCAAAGUUUGAACAGAUUGUGGGCAUUUUGGAUAAAAUGAUUCGGAAUCCAAAUAGCUUGAAGACUCCUUUAGGAACCUGUAGUAGACCAAUCAGCCCUCUUCUGGACCAGAACACCCCUGAUUUCACAACAUUUUGCUCUGUAGGGGAAUGGUUGCAAGCAAUCAAGAUGGAAAGAUACAAGGAUAAUUUUUCUGCUGCAGGUUACAAUAACCUUGAGACAGUAGCCAGAAUGACUAUUGAUGACAUCAUGAGCUUAGGAAUCACAUUGGUUGGCCAUCAAAAGAAAAUCAUGAGCAGCAUUCAGACUAUGAGAGCACAAAUGUUACACUUGCAUGGCACUGGCAUCCAAGUGUGAUGAGACAUUUCUCCCUUCCAAGGGAGGAGACGGACUUGAGAGAACAGUGCCAGCUUUCAGUCUCCAUGAAGCGCUGCUAGAAGACAUACGAUUUGACAGAGCUUUCAUGCAGGUAACAGAAGGCCCCACCAGAAGCACCUACAGACUUGAACUCCUAAGUGCCACCAGAAAGUUACUUAAAAAGGGAAAACAGACCUACUAAUGGCGGCAACAAAAGAAGUGACAAUAAACAAAGUACUACCUGAAACACCUACGAACACCUUGAACUCUCUAACCUCCUUUUUAUCUAAUGGACUUUUUAAAGUGUACAUAAAGGAUUUUAAAAGAAAGAAUAUAUUUGUCAGAUAAAAAUCAUGAUAUUGUUAAAGUCAACAAAUAUUUUCCUUAAAACUUUCAUUUCAAACUUGUUUUAAGAAAUCAGUUGUGUUCCUUUUUUCAUAUUGAGCUCCUUUUAGUGUUGCAUUUAUAUCUUUGGACCUUCUUAGUGCUAAGCAUAUGACACAUUAUUACACUGGGGAGUUUUGAAAGAUCGUACAAGUUUCUACAGCCAGAAGAAGUGUAACAGGGAAAUGUGUAUCAGGCUAGCUACUGGGUGGGUGAAGCAGGGUUGUCCAGGAUCUUUUUUUCUUUUUUUUAAUUUUGGCAUCUAUUUUUAUCUGUUUAUUCCACACCACAUCGAUGUGGUUUGCUAAUUGGCAGGAAAUCAGGAAAAAAAAAUCAUUGCCAAGAGUUCUGAUAUUUUUUAAAAUAAUUUUGUAUAAGUAAAUCACACACUCUUCUUUAAACAGGAAAUGAAUAAAAUGGUGAACCUAGCAAUAAUGUUCCCUAAAAAUGCCUAGGCACUUUUUAAGAAAUGGUUUGAAAGAUGGUUUUAGUAGGGUACCUGGGUUAAAGGAAGCUGUACAACUGCAACUUUAAAUGGGUUGAAGCCCUUUCAUGGAAUGAUUGAUGGUAGGUGCAUAAACAGAACAAGUACAAGUCCUAUAGUGUUGCUUAACCUUUUAAUCAGAGCACAUUGGGUGUUUGUUCUUGCAGGGGAUUGGGUGUCUUUUUUAUUUUUUUCAACAAUGUACAUUAGAAGGUCUAGGAGAAAUAAUAAGCAUAUGGCUAAUAUGAGAUUAAGAUGAAUGUAGUCCCUCUUGCAGAAAUAAGAAUAUGAGAAUGCAAUCCAGAGACUGCAUAUUAAUCUAGAAGAAAUUGCAUUCAGGUGGGUGGAUACACUCUGCUUUUAUCAGCUGGAGCUUAUUUUCUGUCCAUACUUCUACCAAUCAUGCUGUUUGAAAUGUGGGUAGGCAGAUUGUCUUCCUUGCCAUAGACAACCUCAUCUGUAGUGGCAAGCAAUGACAGGACCCCAGUCCGCAGCAAUUCACAUAAUUCUCACCAGUGUUGCCACUAAUAAUUACAAGCCAAGUAUACAUAUCUUUCUCUGGUCCACACAUUGGGAUAAGCCCUGUUCAGAAUGAGGAAGCUAUGCACAUUGAAAUGAAUGGGAUUUCAAAACGUAAUCGUGCUCUGAAGCUGCUAGGAUCUCAUGGGCCCCAAGUCUAUCUAACAUUCUCUGGAUUGCAGUUCUCUUGUGCAAGCUCUAUGAAAUGAGUGACAGAUGGACAACAGAUAACAGGGCUUGCACGGGACAUGUUCCUGUCAGAUGGUGCCUUUGGAUUUUCUAUUACAGGUGUAGGAAUAUAAGGCAAGUGGCACUUCAACAUUUCAUUGUGUGUAUGUGUGUGUGUGUGUGUGUUUCAAUGAGCUGCUCUAGGCGCAUGCAUUCAGAACUGGACUGAAAGUUGAUUGUUGACUGAGAGAACCCCUUUUUUAAAGAAAAAAAUACCAGUUUUAAUUUAAUAUAUGUGUACUUGAGUUGAGUGAAAUAUAUAAUUACAUAAGCAAUAACAAAGUGUGUCGCAGGACUAUAUAUGAAACAGGUGACUAAUGCUGUCAAAAAUAUGAAAAUCGUGAGCUACCCAGCAGUGAAUAGCUGUACUUCCAAAGAGAACUGGGAUGCUUCUGUUGGUUUUCAUAGAGAAAGAUCCCAGGGAUCAGUCAUAUAAAUUAAGACUUGUUUGAUAAUGUGGGCAUCCACAAAAAGAAAAAAAAAAUGAAAAAAAAAUAAUAACCCUGUAAAUGUUCCUUUGUAAAACUUGUACAUUUUAUUUAUACUGUCUUGUUUUGUACACACAUUUAUGUGCAGUGAGCUCUGAAUACAUUGAAAAUGCACUAUAUUUUUCUAUUUUACUUAACAGAGCAUCACAGAAAGGAACAUGGUUUUUUCAGUGCUAUAUAAUGUGUUUUCCCACGUUUAGGACCAAAGAUAGUUACAAAGAAUUCAAAUAGAUAAUUUUCCCCUCCUACCAUUUUCUUUUCCUUUUACAGCACUGUACAAUGUUUUAUUUGUUGUUUUAUUUAUUUAUUUUGUUAGAAAAAAAUAAUUUUGAUUAUGCUAAUUUUUCUUCUUUCACCCUUUCUUAAAGAAAUCUGUAAAAAAGAUAAACAAAAAUAUUUGAAUUAACAUAAUCCCAUUACAUAGACACUUCCAUUUGUAAUCUUUGUAAUAGACUGUAAAUAUAUUUUUGGAAA
Crotalus tigris (Tiger rattlesnake) is the source of this 6612-nucleotide messenger RNA. RefSeq names its product EPH receptor A7 (gene EPHA7). Gene Ontology annotation, biological process: cell surface receptor protein tyrosine kinase signaling pathway; axon guidance; protein phosphorylation. The transcript is spliced from 17 exons. Lineage: Eukaryota; Metazoa; Chordata; Lepidosauria; Squamata; Viperidae. The record is from RefSeq and is a predicted model, not a curated record. Gene Ontology annotation, molecular function: transmembrane-ephrin receptor activity; ATP binding; protein binding. Gene Ontology annotation, cellular component: plasma membrane; neuron projection. Bases 1054 to 4035 code for a protein of 993 amino acids.